Cinclus cinclus is the source of this 1508-nucleotide messenger RNA. It is a transcript of the gene ZDHHC21, whose product is annotated as zinc finger DHHC-type palmitoyltransferase 21. Gene Ontology annotation, biological process: peptidyl-L-cysteine S-palmitoylation; protein targeting to membrane. The record is from RefSeq and is a predicted model, not a curated record. Gene Ontology annotation, molecular function: protein-cysteine S-palmitoyltransferase activity. The transcript has 7 exons. Gene Ontology annotation, cellular component: Golgi apparatus; endoplasmic reticulum. Lineage: Eukaryota; Metazoa; Chordata; Aves; Passeriformes; Cinclidae. Bases 1 to 798 code for a protein of 265 amino acids.
AUGGGGCAACGAAUUCACUUUGUGGUCGACCCUCAGGGUUGGUGCUGCAUGGGCCUAAUUAUCUUUGUCUGGAUGUACAAUACAAUCUUCAUUCCAAAGGUCAUCCUUUUUCCUCACUAUGAAGAGGGAAAUAUUUCAGUUGUUGCAGUUUUGUGUUAUUACUUCUGCUCAUUGUUUUGUAUAGCUUCAUUAUUUAGAGCCUCAGUAGCAGAUCCAGGAAAACUCCCUGAAAAUCCAAAGAUACCAAUUACGGAACGAGAACGUUGGGAGUUAUGCUACAAAUGCAAUAUGAUGAGACCAAAGCGUUCACACCACUGCAGUCGCUGUGGACAUUGUGUGAGGAGGAUGGAUCACCACUGUCCAUGGAUUAAUAAUUGUGUUGGUGAAGACAAUCACUGGCUAUUUUUACAGCUGUGUUUCUACACCCAGAUCCUGAGUUCCUAUACGCUGAUACUUGACUUCUGCCAUUUCUACUACUUUUUGCCUCUGAAAAAAGAAAACUGGGAUGUGUUUGUAUUUAGGCAUGAACUUGCUCUCCUAAGAAUAUCUGCCUUCAUGGGUCUAAUAAUAUUAGGUGGAAUAAGUCGACUCUUUUACACUCAACUAAUGGGUAUUUUCACUGACACAACAAGUAUAGAAAAAAUGUCAAACUGUUGUGAAGACAUAUCGAGGCCCCGAAAGCCGUGGCAGCAGACCUUCUCAGAAGUUUUUGGCACUCACUGGAAGAUCCUGUGGUUUAUUCCUUUCAGGCAGAGGCAACCACUGCGAGUUCCCUACCACUUUGCCUAUCAUGUCUAAACAGAUGGAUGGUGAGCGCAUAUGGGUCCUCCAUGCUGGAAUUACGUUACAGGUUUUAUGAUGAUGGGACUAUGACAGUCUUCGAGUCAGUUAAAAUCCAGUUGUAGGCAUCACGGUGUGCCCCGGGCAUUAUUUUAGCUAUGGUCUUGAUUCUAUUCUGAAAUCAAUGCAAGUUAAACAGUGAACUUCAGGCUUAUUUAUUUUCAAAUUAGCUUUCCAAAGAGAUUCCUUUUGUCUUUGAGGUUAAUACCAAAAGCAAACAACUGGAAUGUAGUCUUCAUCCAGUUUGAUACUGGCUCUUAUUAUUUCAAUUUUUUUUUCUUUAUUUUAUUUUUUGCAUGGGAAGCACUGAAGUUUACAUUGAUGGUUAGAUUUCUCACUAAGUGUCUUAUUCUGCCUUGAAUUAUUUUUUUAGGGUUUUUGUCAGUAGGUCUGUCUGGAUAAUAAUGUCUUUUUUUCCUGCUACAUAUGUUUAAAAUCCCAUGAUUCUGCCAGUUAUUUAUGAUAAGCAAAAGUAAUCCUGUAGCACUGCACUAUAAAAGGUAACAUUGAAAGCUGAAGCAGAGUACUUCCUAAACCUUUCUCAGAGAGAAAGGCACACAAAUGUGUGUUUUUAAAUAGAGUACAGUUUACAGUUUACAGUUAUCUUUUGGCCUAGAUACAGUGUUAGAAGAGUGUUCAUGUCUUAUGUCAGUGAGAGGGAUUAAAUA